UAAUCUUACGUACAUCGCGCCGACUGCUCGGUGGUCGUUAUCGAGAAAACAGACGGUGUUUACUCUUGGCUGAGUUCCACCGACAAACGAAAAGAACGAAAUCCCCAAAGUAUCCGUGGGGAACGAUCCGUGACGAAACCGAGUUCUUUUUCGCGCGUUGAUUACUUCGACUUACUUCGAGGAAUUAUCCUCCCAUCGCGGGUGCGCACGGAAUUUCGCGAUUGGGUUGGGUUGGAAAACAGCCUUGUUCGCUGGACCUCGACUAAUGUUGACGUAAUACUUGUUGCGUUUAUUUUCCUCGGAUUUUUAAUACGGUGAAAAGUGUGAGACGUAAUGAAAAUAAUGGUGGUGUUAAAGCGAAUGAUUUGACGUCGUCUCGAGUAUUUUAUCAAAACCGUACGGUUUCAUCUUUAGCGACUUAAGCCUUUUUCGGAGCUUUUUCUUUAAGCAAGUUUGGAAGUUAGUGCUGGAAAGAAAUUGAAAAGAAACUGAGAAGUAAAGGUCGAACGGAAACACGUGGAUGAAGCGGUGGCUGCGGUCGAUGGAUUUGUCAGAAAUCAGCUGGACAUCAGGGGUAGUCACAUGUUCGCGUAACGCUGUUAGAUGAAUUACGUGAUACUCGUUACCUACAGGAAAAUAUUCCACGGUCUGUUAGCGUGAGCGGUUCGACCUAUGAUUAGUGAUUGGGUAAGAUUCGCUCUUUUGCGUUGGAGAAUGAUUUCGUACGGUACUUUAGCGACGCGACGGGAAACAUUCUUGGUUCCGUGUGCGGAUCCGGAAGAAUCGCUGGACACAUGGUUCGGUCGACCAAAAAAGUCCGGGCGUGGAGGUGGGGUCAGAAGUGGUUCGGGAAACCACACGAUGCCCCGACCCCAUUCUGGCGAUGACUUCAACGAAAUUGAACAACAACGUUCCAUCAUUGAAAGAAUGGACGAGGAAGCGGUCAAUGACAAAUUCGAGGAGAUGCUGGCCAACAUGAAUCUGACGGAGGAGAAGAAGGAGCCGCUGCGGCAGCAAUCGGAAUCGAAAAAGAAAGAAAUGUUGGUGCUCCAUUACAAAGGUAGCAUACAGGAGAACAGGUCGAAGUUCGAUAAACCUGCGGAUUAUAUUCAGUAUCUGGCGCAACCCGAUCUGAGCGUAAACAAAAUCUACAGUUGCGUCGAAUCGUUGAGAAUAGCGUUGACCAACAAUCCACUCAGCUGGGUGCAAGAAUUCGGAACGAAGGGACUGAAACAGGUUUUAGCGACGCUGAACGAGUGCUAUCGGAAUGCCUUCAUAUAUUACGAUAGCGACAAUCGGUACGAGCGUAUACAGUACGAAUGCAUACGAUGCUUGAAGGCUAUUAUGAACAACACUGUCGGCAUAAAGGAAAUGUUGGCUCACCAUGAGGCGCUAACAAUCGUGGCCAGAUCACUGGAGCCGACGAAACCGUCCGUCAUGUCCGAGGCUGUGAAACUGCUCGGCGCCGUUUGCCUUAUCUCGAGCGACAGUCAUAAAAAGGUUUUAGACGCGAUCACCAUGAAUGGAGAGUUCAAGGGCAGAGAGAGAUUUCUGCCGAUUGUUCAGGGAUUAAUGAAAAAGAAGAACGAAAAUUUGAGGGUCGAGUGCCUCCAACUGAUAAACUCCAUCAUCUCCUCGGCGGAAGAGUUGGACUUCAGAUUGCAUUUGCGGAACGAAAUCAUGCGAGUGGGUCUGGCGGAUAUUCUAGAGAUGCUGGAGAAGGACGAAUCCGAAGAUCUGGCGAGGCAUCUGAAGAUCUUCAGCGACCACAAAGAGGAGGAUUACGAAGAGUUCGUGCAGAGGUUCGAUCACGUCCGAUUGGAGCUAGACGACGUGAACGAUUGCUUCGAGGUGAUUAAAAACAUGGUGAUGGAGACGUCGGCUGAACCAUACUUUUUGUCUAUACUUCAACAUCUGCUGUUCGUCAGAGACGACGCCUCGGUGAGGCCUGCGUACUACAAAUUGAUCGAGGAGUGCGUGUCGCAAAUAGUGCUGCACCGUUCAGGCUGUGAUCCAGAUUUUAGCGCGACCAAACGGUUUCAAAUCGAUGUGCAACCGCUGAUAGAUACGUUGGUCGAAAAGUCACGGGCGGAGGAGGAGAGGCGGCUGGUCGAGGUGACGCAAAAAUUGGAAGAAGCGAUAGCCAGUAGGCAGGAGGCUGAGGCGAAACUUCAGCACGCGGAGAACAAGAUCAGGGAGUUGGAACAGGGACGACCUGGUGGCGGGAAAGUUGGAACGGGUCCAGCUCCGCCCGGAAUGGGAGGUCCUUUACCACCUCCACCUCCUCCGCUUCCGAACAUGGGAGGACCAGGAGCUCCACCACCACCUCCGCCACCUCCAUCUUUCGGUAUGAAUGGUCCACCGCGUCCACCCGCGAUGCCUGGCUCAAUGGGGCCACCGCCACCUCCACCUCCACCUAUGCCAGGUGGGCAACGUGGUCCUGCCCCUCCACCGAUGCCUGGCAUGGGUGGCCCAGCUCCACCGCCUAUGAUGCCCGGAUUCACUCCGCUUGGAGGUCCUCAACCACUGCCUUUAGGCCUGAAACCCAAGAAGAAGUGGGAAGUCGAGGCACCGUUGAAAAGAGCAAACUGGAAGGCGAUUUUACCGCACAAGCUUACCGAAAAAUCGUUCUGGACGAAAGUGCAGGAAGACAGAUUGGCGAGUCCCGAAAUACUGAACGGUCUGGCCCAGAAGUUCGCGUCGAAGCCGAGUGGAAAGAGAAUCGACGACGUCGUAGACAAGUCAGCUCCAGCGAAAAAGACAAAGGAUCUAAAAGUCCUCGACAGCAAAGCCGCGCAGAAUAUACUGAUACUUAUCAGUGGGACUCUGAAGCACAUGUCUUUCGAACAGGUGAAGUCGUGUUUGCUGAAGUGCGAAGGGUCUGUUAUAUCGGAGAAUGUACUGCAAGGAUUGAUACAGUAUUUGCCACCACCUGACCAGCUAACGAAAUUGCAGCUUUACAAAGACCAGUAUGACGAUUUGACGGAAGCUGAGCAAUUUUGCGUUACCAUAUCAACGAUCAAGAGGCUAUUGCCAAGACUGAGAUCGUUGAGCUUCAUGUUACGAUACGAAGAACUGGUGCAAGACGUAAAGCCGGAUAUAGUAGCGGGUACAACGGCAUGCGAGGAGGUGAAGGGCAGCAAAAAGUUCGCGAAAAUUCUUGAACUGAUUUUGUUGCUCGGCAACUACAUGAACUCUGGAUCGAAGAAUGGUCAGGCGUUCGGAUUCGAGAUCAGUUUCCUCACGAAGUUGACCAGCACUAAAGACAUCGACAACAAGCAAACUCUUAUGCACUACUUGGUGGACACGAUAGAACGGAAGUUUCCAGAGUGUCUUAGCUUUCCGGAAGAGCUAGGGCACGUGGACAGAGCUGCCCGCGUAUCGUUAGAGAAUGUCCAAAGGACGCUGCGGCAAAUGGACUCGAACAUCCGGAAUCUCGAGCAGGAUCUAUCGAAUGCCAAAGUCCCUCAGUCUAACGACGAUAUGUUUAUCGAUGUUAUGGGUCCGUUCGCGAAGAAAGCCCGCGAGUCGUACGAAGUUAUGCAGAACAUGUUCAAGAACAUGGACAGUCUGUACACCGAGAUCUCGGAGUUCUUCUCCUUCGACAAACAGAAAUACACGAUAGAGGAAUUCUUCGGCGACAUAAAAACAUUCAAAGACGAUUUCAUGCACGCGCAACGCGAGAUAAUAAAACUGCGGGAGAGCGAGGAGAAGCAGAGAAGAGCGAGGGAGGCACGUGAAAAAGCUGAAGUCGAGAAAGCGGCACGAGCAGCCCGUAAACGCGCUCUGGUCGACAUGAACGCUCACGAAACUCAGGAAGGCGUUAUGGACAGCUUAAUGGAGGCGCUGCAAACCGGUUCCGCGUUUAGUCGACCGGAUCAACGACGCAAACGUCAAGCACGCGCCGCUGGUGCAGAGAGAAGAGCUCAACUAAAUAGAAGUCGAUCGCGAACAGGAUUAGUCGGGACUGGUUUACUGGGAAGAGAACUUUCGACAGAACUUUUAAGCUCGGCAUAAUCCAUGGGAUAACCCGUUUCCGUCCUAAACUCGAUACUGUGAUGGAUCGAAUCGUUCGAUACACGUACACCCGAACGAUGUAUACAUAUAGUAUAUAUAAGCAGAAUACAAUUUUAAAGUCGUGCGUCGAUCAUUUCGCAGAACUUUUCUUUCACGGAGUUACACAUUUCCUCGUGUUUGUGAUUCAAACGGACAAUGUCUUCCUACUGCUGGCUGAAACUAUUCGAAACGAAUCGUUAUAAGUAUAUAAAUAUAUAUAAAUACGGUACGAAUGAGGAAUACUUUUACGGAUGACCAAUGCGACGAGGUUUUUGGAAUUGCGACGGAUGGAGAGACCAACGCGUUCUUCGGUAGCGUCUUGUACAUUUUGUACCAAACGAUUUUGUAUUUUUAAAAUGUCUUAAGGAAUCGAUAUUCGCAGAAACGCGAUACGGACCAUUAUUUCUGCGAACGUGAAUCAAUGUACAUACUUUACACGCACACAUAUACAUAUAGAUAUACGUACGAGUAAGUCGCGUUUUUCACGGGACACUGACUGCGAAUACGACACGUACGGCUUCGUUUCGUCGACGUUUGUCUGCAAAAUUGAUCUCGAGCACUAAGUAACGGGAACGAAGUUCGAGAAACGUGCCAAAUCGAGGAAAAAAAAAAAGAGUAACACUUCUGACGAAUCUAAUCGCGAGACGGCGUUGAGCAUUCCUGAACGAAAAUGAAAAUAAACGAUAACAAUUGUGCCGUAGGAAUUGCAAGAAUAAAAUGAUAAAACACUACCAAAAUCCGUUCACGAAUGGGCCGCAGCUAAUUAUUAGGGGUCAAUUUAUUUUUCGAAUCUCAAGGUCGAUGAUUGUUUAUAUUGUAUGUACUUAUGUCGAAUUUUAACGAAAAGAAAUUGUAUCUAUAUUGUGAAUAUGUGAAUUUAGAUAGAUCAAUACAUUGCGAUCAGUACAAUCGAU
Molecule: messenger RNA, 4970 nt
Organism: Hylaeus volcanicus
Lineage: Eukaryota; Metazoa; Arthropoda; Insecta; Hymenoptera; Colletidae
Gene: dia
Product: protein diaphanous
Exons: 15
Coding region: 673-4017 (1114 amino acids)
Biological process (GO): actin cytoskeleton organization; actin filament polymerization
Cellular component (GO): cytoplasm; actin filament
Molecular function (GO): small GTPase binding; actin binding; microtubule binding
Source: RefSeq, a predicted model, not a curated record